AUGCCAUGGCAUACCAUCUUUGCAUUUCUGAAUCCACUGCUAAUCGGCAUCCUUCAAGUGAAAUGUCAAGGCGCAACCAAGUCCCCAUUCGACACACACCGGGAAGUCAUGUGGACAUUUUUGCUGGCAACUUUAGUCUACUGCUUUGCAUUUGCAGCUAACAUGAAAUCACGCAGUAAUUGCUCUACAGUCUACUCUCGAAUCUCUGGCCAUUUUGCUCUUCUCACUGGAUCUCUUUCCUCGGUCUCGUUGUUCUCCAUCUUUCUUCCAAGGUUUCCUAAUGAGCAGCUUGUUAUCCUCUUGUGGAUCAUCAUGCCUUUGAUUGUUGCAAGAAAGUGGAUCUGUCGAGUGUGCCAAAAGCUUUGCAAAUCGACUUCAAAGGCAACCCACUUUUUAGUUCACUGCAUUUGUCGUGGCUUAUUCCUCGGAGGAAACUUGAUGGAGCAGCCACAAUUGCCUGUGUAG
This is a messenger RNA of Prunus armeniaca (apricot), 465 nucleotides long. Lineage: Eukaryota; Viridiplantae; Streptophyta; Magnoliopsida; Rosales; Rosaceae. The record is from the annotation of a GenBank genome assembly.